AUGGAUGAAGACGGUGUUGCUUUGGUACUCGCUCGAGCCUCAGAGCUUCAUUCGAAGAUCACCAAUUGCAUUCAGAAUGCUUCAUCAACACCAGACGAUGAUGCAGAAGAAGCCGAUAGCCUUUUGAACAUUCGCGAAUCUCUCGAGGCUCAAUUGUCUUCUUUGCAGGUUGAUUUGUUACUAUUCGUGGUCCAUAUUCUAGAGUUAUUUGAAAACACAAUUGAUUACGCCGAUGAAGAUUCAGGUCCGCCGCGGCGGCGAACAGAAGAGGAUGACGGAAUUGAUUAUUUGUCCGUUAGUGAGUGCGAGUCCUCACCAGAUGUUGAACGUGAAAGGAAAGCCGCCGGUGGAUUGUGGAUAUUCAGGCGAUGUAAGAGCUCCGGAAUUGAUGAAGCUUAUGAAACAAAUCUUCGAGUUGUAUGCAUCAAACAGAAAUUACAAACAUGCCAGACGUUUAGCGAUCAUGAGGGUCUUUCGCAACAAUCGUUGGUGAUACAGACACCAAAGUACCAUAAGCAAAAUCUGCUACCAGUGGUACGUUCUCCCGGGAUGGCUGAGCUCAAGAUCUCACUAGCUAAACCAGGUUUACGGUCUGAUGGAGUCUCGGUCUGGGAAUGGUCAGGCUCGGCCUUGGAUGAGGGAGAUGAGGCUGCUAAAUGGUUCACUGACUUCCUCGGGAAACCUAGCCGCUUGGUACGCUUUAAUGAAGAGUCAGAGACGUGACCCACUGGCGCUCAUUAUGCUACUGGAUUCAAUGUGAAAUUUCCAGAUGCUAUCCCCUACCUUUUAAUCUCCGAGGUGCAACCUUAACAAGAUAACUUACGAAGAGAGGAAACAAAAGCUUAUCGAGAGGUUGAAUGCUUUGAAUGAUGCUGCUGGAGCAAAUGAUGAUGACGAUUCAGACGAAGAUUGAUGAUUUUUGACUUUUGUUAGAUGUUUGUUAGUUUGUGGUUUAACCAUGUUAGAAGUAUGUUGAAUUCAAAACAAUUUUUGUAAUUGUUUUUGGUGAUUUUUCUUGUAAGCUUUUAGCAAAAAAAGCUGGAAUUUCCGGGGUU
Messenger RNA from Helianthus annuus (common sunflower), 1055 nucleotides. RefSeq lists its product as uncharacterized. The coding region runs from base 1 to 723 and encodes 240 amino acids. Lineage: Eukaryota; Viridiplantae; Streptophyta; Magnoliopsida; Asterales; Asteraceae. The transcript is spliced from 7 exons. The record is from RefSeq and is a predicted model, not a curated record.